Messenger RNA from Polyodon spathula (Mississippi paddlefish), 3126 nucleotides. RefSeq names its product myotonin-protein kinase. The record is from RefSeq and is a predicted model, not a curated record. Gene Ontology annotation, biological process: peptidyl-threonine phosphorylation; actomyosin structure organization. Lineage: Eukaryota; Metazoa; Chordata; Actinopteri; Acipenseriformes; Polyodontidae. The coding region runs from base 706 to 2511 and encodes 601 amino acids. The transcript has 15 exons. Gene Ontology annotation, cellular component: cytoplasm; cytoskeleton. Gene Ontology annotation, molecular function: protein serine/threonine kinase activity; ATP binding.
GAGAGAGAGAGGUCAGUAGAAAACAAUUUUAGGCUGUGCACAAGGGCUGGGCUUCUGAGAGUUAACCUAGAUGGUAUUCACAGUUGGCAGAAGUUUCUGUCAGAUCUUCAAAUGUUUUCAGAUGAGCUGUUUCCCUGGGAAUAACAACCCCGACACACCAGGAGCAGGGAGCAAGGGAGAGGCAACGGGAGUAACAGCACUGACACACCAGGAGCAAGGGAGAGGCAACAAGAGUAACAGCACUGACACACCAGGAGCAGGGAGCAAGGGAGAGGUGAAGAGGGAAGUCAAGGAAAAUUGAUCAUUUAUGAAUGCACAGGAACUAGCUGAAAUAGUGGGGCAGGAGGGAGGAGGGAAGCAGAAGAGGACCAGAGGGGAACUUCAGAGAUCAAGGGGAUUGAGCAAAGGAGAAAGACAAAGAAAGCUUGGAAUAGAGCACGAGGGAGAAACCAAAAAAGGAAUAAGCCCAGAGUGCUGCAGAAGAGCUAGAAGAGGCGUGCUUGCAAGAGAGAGCGUGGGGAAAUGCACAAGACAGAACUCAAAGCCACAAAACAGACUUUAAGAAAGGAAGGAACAAGUGAUUAAUUUAAAGGCCGGCAUUUGCUUCCUAGUGACUGGGAGGAAAGACCUCCCCCCCGCCUCCCCCAGGGGCUAGCUGCCAGUGAGCAUGGGCCUCUCUGAGCCAUUUCCCUGAAGAGCCCCACGAUGUCAGGGGGGUCCCGUCUGAAGCAGCUGGAGGAGGGGGUGCUGCAGGACGGCAGUCCAGUCAGCCUGCAAACACUGCUGGACCUGCUGGUGUGCGUCUUUGAAGCUCUCCGGAUCUCUCCUAUUGCACAGGAGAGCCAUGUAGCAAGCUUCCUGCAGUGGGCGGAGCCCCUGGCACGACAGGUGAAGCAGCUGCGACUCCAGCGGGAAGACUUUGAGAUCCUCAAGGUGAUUGGUCGUGGAAACUUCAGCGAGGUUGCCAUAGCGAAGAUGAGGCGUACAGAGCAGGUGUACGCAAUGAAGGUUAUGAAUAAAUGGGACAUGGUGAAGCGUGGAGAGAUUGCCCGCUUCCAGGAGGAGAGGGAGGUGAUGGUCAGGGGUGAUCGGCGUUGGAUCACUGAGCUCCACUACGCCUUCCAAGAUGACAACAACCUGUACCUGGUGAUGGACUAUUAUGUGGGAGGGGACCUGCUGACUCUGCUCAGUAAGUUUGGAGAUCAGAUCCCAGAGGAGAUGUCCCAGUUCUACCUGGCAGAGAUGGUGAUGGCUGUCGACUCCAUACACAGGCUGGGCUACGUGCACAGAGAUAUCAAGCCUGAUAACAUCCUGUUGGACGCACAGGGACAUAUCAGACUGGGAGACUUUGGCUCCUGUCUCAAACUCAGGGAAGACGGAAUGAUCUGUUCGUCGGUAGCGGUGGGGACCCCUGAUUACCUCUCCCCCGAGAUCCUGCACGCCGUGGAGGACAGCUCUCGCUGCUAUGGACCCGAGUGUGACUGGUGGUCCCUGGGGAUCUGUGCGUUUGAGAUGUUUUUCGGUCAGACCCCUUUCUACGCCGACUCCAUCGCUGAAACAUACGCCAAGAUCAUCAACUUCCAGGAUCACUUUGUGUUCCCAAGGUCUGUUCCGGGGGUCUCUAAAGAAGCCCGGGAUCUCAUUGGCGGUCUGGUCUGUGGGAGGCAGCAGCGAUUGGGGCGAUGCGGGUUUGAGGACUUCAAGGGGCACCCCUUCUUUGCUGGUAUUAACUGGGAGAAGCUGAGACACUGCCAGCCCCCCUUCCAGCCCGAGGUGUUGAACUCCACCGACACCUCCAACUUCGACGUGGUGGAUGACUGUCUCAGCGACGUGGAGAGCCUGUCUGAAGUGCUGGAGGAUGUGCCUCUGGGAGUUCAUCUAGCCUUUGUGGGCUAUUCAUACACCGCAACCAAAGAGACGGGUGCUGUGGACCGGAGCAGAGACAUCAUGGUGGAGAUCAGCAGAGAGCAGCUCUCUGAAGAACAGGACCUGCUGUUCCAGGAAACCCCGGUAGGGGGCGCUGCUUUCUUUUUACAGCUGAGUCAGGUGUGGAUGCCGACUGAGCUGCCCCCAUGCCUAGAGCUCCCCCUGGAGCCAGAGGAGGCUAGUGCAGAGCCAGACAGCUGCUGGGAAGAAGCAUUCAUCAGCAGGACCAUCAUUGGAAACCUGGAGAGUCGGUUGCGAGAUGCAGAGAGAAGGAACUGGGAACUAGAAGAGGAGAUUGAGAGAUUAAACCUGGAGAUCAAGACUCUGAAAUCUGCACAAGAGAAAGAGCUAAGAAUCCUCCAAUCUCUCCACUCUCUCCCUGCCUGCAGCCUGGACCACACGUGGGAUAGCUCAGUGGUGCCCUCUCUCUGCAAGUACCCCCUUGUUGUUCCCAUCCACCGGCACCUGCUCCUCUUCUCCAGGAUGCGUCGGCCGAAUGCGAGGAAUGAGGGUUAUCUGCUUCUCUGCACGGCAGGAUGGGCGUUCAGUUCUGGGGCUUGUUGCUCACUCACUGAGCUCUCCUGAAUGAAGCACUCUACUGACAGAACAAACCCCGCCCCACACCCCAACAUUGGCAUACGACAACAUGCUGAAGGAAGGAAGGAAUCAGAGGAGAGGAUUUCCACUUUCCUGGGUGCUAAUCAAGAAAAGUAACAAGAGACAGCAAGUUUAAGAACAGCACAGUCCCAGGGUGCUGAUCUCAACGUCUCUGAUGCGAGUCAGAGCACGCCAAAUAUUAGAUUCUUGGCACAAAGACUGCUGUUUUGUUCUGAAACAUUAAGCUGUGGGCAUUCUUCUUCCAAAAAUGUGCUGCACCAUUGCAACAAAUGGUUUCUGCUGCUACUAGGGAAAUGUUUCUAAAAGAUUGUACAGGUAAUUUGUAAGCCUUUUACUCCCGUUGGCAUUCGUCAGUCUGUGCUCGAGAAAGGACCAGGACUGAAUGGGGGCGUUCAGGUCAGGACUGCCUCACUGUAGCCAGAGCCAUAGACCUUGUUAUUAGCACUACAUUGUAGGAAUCCUGAGUGGUUCUAUGUAGUGUUGCUCCAACAUUGAGUUACUGUUCUCAAUAUAUCAAUCAAUCUUUAUUUUAGCGCCUUUCUUAGUGGACCACCAUCACAAAGCGCUUUACAAGAUAGUAAG